Lepus europaeus (European hare) is the source of this 5203-nucleotide messenger RNA. RefSeq names its product ubiquitin specific peptidase 25 (gene USP25). Gene Ontology annotation, molecular function: protein binding; cysteine-type endopeptidase activity; cysteine-type deubiquitinase activity. The record is from RefSeq and is a predicted model, not a curated record. The transcript has 27 exons. Gene Ontology annotation, biological process: protein deubiquitination; regulation of protein stability. The coding region runs from base 65 to 3523 and encodes 1152 amino acids. Gene Ontology annotation, cellular component: cytosol; nucleus. NCBI's taxonomy places the organism in Eukaryota, Metazoa, Chordata, Mammalia, Lagomorpha, Leporidae.
GGCGGAGCGCGGCAGGCAGGGCUGGCGGGGGCGCGAGGAGCCGGACGCCGUCGCCGCGGGGGCCAUGACCGUGGAGCAGAACGUGCUGCAGCAGAGCGCGGCGCAGAAGCAUCAGCAGACAUUUCUGAAUCAGCUGAGAGAAAUUACUGGGAUUAAUGACACUCAGAUACUACAGCAAGCCUUGAAGGAUAGUAAUGGAAACUUGGAAUUAGCAGUGGCUUUCCUUACUUCGAAGAAUGCCAAGACCCCUCAGCAGGAGGAGACUACUUACUAUCAAACAGCACUGCCUGGCAAUGACAGAUACAUCAGUGUGGGAAGCCAAGCAGAUACAAGAAAAAAACAGUAUAUGCACACCAGAACAAGAGGCACUACAAUUGAGCAAUCAAAAUUUGGAUCAAAGGAUAAGAGGGAUUUAGAUGUGAUUGACCUUACUGGAGAUGAUAAAGAUGAUCUUCAGAGAGCAAUUGCCUUGAGUUUGGCGGAAUCAAACAGGGCAUUCAGGGAGACUGGGAUAACUGAUGAGGAGCAAGCCAUUAGCAGAGUUCUUGAAGCCAGUAUAGCAGAAAACAAAGCAUGUUUGAAGAGGACACCUACUGAAGUUUGGAGGGAUUCUCGAAACCCUUAUGAUAGAAAAAGGCAAGACAAAGCUCCCGUUGGAUUAAAGAAUGUUGGCAAUACUUGCUGGUUUAGUGCAGUUAUUCAGUCAUUAUUCAAUCUUUUGGAAUUUAGAAGAUUAGUUCUGAAUUACAAGCCUCCAUCAAAUGCCCAAGAUUUACCCCGAAACCAAAAGGAACAUCGGAAUUUGCCUUUUAUGCGAGAGCUGAGGUAUCUAUUUGCACUUCUUGUUGGUACCAAAAGGAAAUAUGUUGAUCCAUCAAGAGCAGUUGAAAUUCUUAAGGAUGCCUUCAAAUCAAAUGACUCACAGCAGCAAGAUGUGAGUGAGUUUACACAUAAAUUAUUGGAUUGGUUAGAAGAUGCCUUCCAAAUGAAAGCUGAAGAGGAGACUGAUGAAGAGAAGCCAAAGAACCCCAUGGUAGAGUUGUUCUAUGGAAGAUUUCUAGCUGUGGGUGUACUUGAAGGUAAAAAAUUUGAAAACACUGAAAUGUUUGGUCAGUAUCCACUUCAGGUCAAUGGGUUCAAAGAUCUGCAUGAGUGCCUAGAAGCUGCAAUGAUUGAAGGAGAAAUUGAGUCUUUACACUCAGAGAACUCAGGAAAAUCAGGCCAAGAGCAUUGGUUUACUGAACUACCACCUGUGUUAACAUUUGAAUUGUCAAGAUUUGAAUUUAACCAGGCCUUGGGAAGACCAGAAAAAAUUCACAACAAAUUAGAGUUUCCCCAAGUUUUAUAUCUGGACAGAUACAUGCACAGAAACAGAGAAAUAACAAGAAUUAAGAGAGACGAGAUCAAGAGACUUAAAGAUUAUCUUACAGUAUUACAGCAAAGAUUAGAAAGAUAUUUAAGCUAUGGUUCAGGUCCCAAGCGAUUCCCAUUGGUAGAUGUUCUACAGUAUGCUUUGGAAUUUGCCUCAAGUAAGCCUGUUUGCACCUCUCCAGUUGAUGAUAUUGAUGCUACUUCCCCACCCAGUGGUUCUGUACCAGCACAGACAUUACCAAGCACAGCAGAGCCACAGGGAGCCCCUUCUUCAGAACUGCCAAGCACAUCACCUGUAUCAGUUGCUGCCAUUUCAUCAAGAUCAGUGAUACACAAACCAUUCACCCAGUCUCGGAUACCUCCAGAUUUGCCCAUGCAUCCAGCUCCAAGGCACAUAACAGAAGAAGAACUUUCUGUACUAGAAAGCUGUUUACAUCGUUGGAGGACAGAAAUAGAAAAUGACACCAGAGAUUUGCAGGAAAGCAUAUCCAGAAUCCAUCGAACGAUUGAACUAAUGUACUCUGACAAGUCUAUGAUCCAAGUUCCUUAUCGCUUACAUGCUGUUUUGGUUCACGAAGGCCAAGCUAAUGCUGGGCACUACUGGGCUUACAUUUUUGAUCAUCGUGAAAAUAGGUGGAUGAAGUAUAAUGAUAUUGCUGUGACAAAAUCAUCAUGGGAAGAGUUAGUGAGGGACUCUUUUGGUGGCUAUAGAAAUGCCAGCGCAUACUGUUUGAUGUACAUAAAUGAUAAGGCACAAUUCUUAAUACAAGAGGAGUUUAAUAAAGAAACUGGGCAGGCUCUUGUUGGAAUAGAAACAUUACCACCAGAUUUGCGAGAUUUUGUUGAGGAAGACAAUCUGCGAUUUGAAAAAGAACUUGAAGAAUGGGAUGCACAACUUGCCCAGAAAGCUUUGCAGGAAAAACUUUUAGCAUCGCAGAAAUUGAGGGAGUCUGAGUCUUCUGCAACAACAGCACAAGCAGGAGAACCAGAAUAUCUAGAGCAGCCAUCAAGAAGUGAUUUCUCAAAGCACUUGAAAGAAGAAACUAUUCGAGUAAUUACCAAGGCAUCGCAUGAGCAUGAAGAUAAAAGUCCUGAAACAGUUUUGCAGUCGAAACCUGAAAAUACCACAAGCCAACCACUUUCUAACCAGCGAGUUCUAGAGGUGGCGAUUCCUCAUAUAGGAAAAUUUAUGAUUGAAUCAAAGGAGGGGGGUUAUGAUGAUGAGAUCAUGCUGACACCGAACAUGCAAGGUAUUAUCAUGGCGAUAGGUAAAUCCAGGAAUGUGUAUGACAGGUGUGGCCCUGAAGCAGGGUUCUUUAAGGCAAUUAAGUUGGAAUAUUCACGGUUGGUUAAGUUGGCCCAAGAAGACACCCCCCCAGAAACAGAUUAUCGUUUACAUCAUGUAGUGGUCUACUUUAUCCAGAACCAGGCACCAAAGAAAAUCAUUGAGAAAACCUUGCUGGAGCAAUUUGGAGAUAGAAAUUUGAGUUUUGAUGAAAGGUGUCACAACAUAAUGAAAGUGGCUCAAGCCAAACUUGAAAUGAUAAAACCUGAAGAAGUGAAUUUGGAAGAAUAUGAGGAGUGGCAUCAGGAUUAUAGGAAAUUCAGGGAAACCACUAUGUAUCUUAUAAUUGGACUUGAAAACUUUCAGAGAGAAAGUUACAUAGAUUCGUUGCUGUUCCUCAUCUGUGCUUAUCAGAAUAACAAGGAACUAUUAUCCAAAGGCCUGUAUAGAGGACAUGAUGAAGAAUUGAUAUCACAUUAUAGAAGAGAAUGUUUACUAAAACUAAAUGAGCAAGCUGCAGAACUGUUUGAAUCUGGAGAGGAUCGAGAAGUAAACCAUGGUCUGACCAUCAUGAAUGAGUUUAUUGUCCCAUUUUUGCCCUUAUUAUUGGUGGAUGAAAUGGAAGAGAAGGAUAUCCUCGCUGUGGAAGAUAUGAGGAAUCGAUGGUGUUCCUACCUUGGACAAGAAAUGGAAUCAAACCUCCAAGAAAAGCUGACGGAUUUUCUGCCCAAAUUGCUUGAUUGUUCAACGGAAAUUAAAGGUUUCCACGAGCCGCCCAAGUUACCUGCAUAUUCCACGCAUGAACUCUGCGAGCGAUUUGCCCGAAUCAUGUUGUCCCUCAGUCGAACUCCUGCUGAUGGAAGAUAAACUGCACACUUUCCUUCAAUACACUGUAUAAACUUUUUUAGUUCUUAACCCUUGCCUUCCUGUCACAGGGUUUGCUUGUUGCUGCUAUAGUUUUUAACUUUUUUAUUUUAAUAACCGCAAGAGACAAGAUGAGUAUACAGACUUUAGCCAGAUGAUAGACAAUAAAGCUGAGAAUCGCAUGGCACUCAGACUUUGUUUUAACCACAACUGAUGUGUAAUUACGAAUCUAAUUGAUUUUAUGAAGGCAAAACUAUGCUUUUGCCACCUUCUGGUACAGUGUUACUUUGCUUUUAUCUUUAUCAACAGCUUUUCAUUCAGUCUGGAUCCUUCCACGAUUACAGCCAUUUAAGUGUUCAGCACUGUGUACGAUACAUAUUUGGUAGCUUGUAAAUGAAAUUAAAGAAUAAAGUUUUAUUUAUGGCUACCUAUGUGUUUGUAAGCAGGUAUAUUGCAUAUUAGUGUUUUAUUUUAGUCAUAAUAUAUGAAUGAAUUUUGGGGAUUAAGACGGGUGAUGAAUAGAUUAAUUUGUCUCUUAUGACAGCACAUAGGAAAUUUACUGAGUAUUUGACAUUUAAGUAUAUGUAUUAUUACUAAGUUGUUAAACUUGGUAUGGCACUUAAAUCUGUUUUGAAUUCAGCUAUAUUUCAUUGAAAUAAGCAGAUGAUUUUUAAGUCAAGCUACACUGAAACUUUUAACCUUUUCUUAGGUUGACCUUUUUUUUUUUUUUAAUGUAUUCACAAGUAAUAUAGCAAGAUGAUUACUUCAGGUGAAACCUGAAAAAGUACUUGAAUAAUGGCUUUUUGUGAAACUUCAAUGAAAUAUGUAUACACACUAAAUCAUACACACAUAUAUAUUCUUCCUGUGACAUGGAAGACAAUGUUUUGCAUUAUAUAAUCAUUCUAUUUUUGUAAAUUAUAUACCACUUUAAUUGAAAAUGUUCAUUAGUAAUCAGUGCUGUGAAAUGAAGUUGAUAUUGUUUAAUUAGAAAUUAUGAGUAUCUUAAUUGCUUCUAUUUCUGUUACACAAAGGAAACAACUAUAGAACAUUUUGUAGAUGAAGAGUGCUCUUUAAUGAAGUUAAUAUUGUGACUGAAAAUCAAAAUCAAUGAUUUAAAAGUAAUGUUAACCUAUUUUUGAUUUAUAACAAUUUCUUUAUAAAUGAUACUUUGUUAGCAUAGUAAAAUAUGUCACUAUAUUUUGUAUAUGCUUGCUACAGCAUUGCCAAAACCUAGUGCUCUCUAUUAGUGCCUCUUACAAAGUUCCAGGAUGGAAGAAGAACAAAAAAUGUCCAGCUAUUAUAUGAUGUUCUUUAUAAAGGUAUUGAUGUACUGCUAAGAUAUUUGUGAAAAGGACUUGGUCGUUUUCCCGUUGUAAAGUUAAAAGUUUCAUAUUAUAGCCAUCAAGAUGUUUGGGUUUUAGGUUUUAAGUUCCCUACUGAGAAGAAUUCUACAAGGGGUUUCAAUUCCUGUUUAAAGUUUAGAAAUAUCAUAUGUAUCAUUACAGCUUUUGUAAAGUAACUUCAUUGUUUUAUGAUAUUUUACCAUAAGUGUAAAAUUGUGUUGUGUGUAUAAUUGACUACUGAGACAGAAAGUUCUCAGAUACCAUAUGAAAUUACUCCUUUGAAAAGUUACAUCCAAGGAAUCAUGUGGCUUUUGCGAUAAAGGUAUGUAUUGUUAUUGAA